CCCUCCGCCGUUGCCUGGCGAAGCCUGAGGCCUGGCCGGGGCCUGCUCGCUUCUCGCCGCUGCCGCCGCCGCCGAGAUGCCGCACGGCUUCAAGGCCGGGGACCUCGUCUUCGCCAAGAUGAAGGGAUACCCGCACUGGCCGGCUCGGAUUGAUGACAUUAUCGAUGGCGCCGUGAAGCCUCCGCCCAACAAAUACCCAAUUUUCUUCUUUGGCACCCAUGAGACGGCCUUCUUGGGGCCCAAGGACCUCUUCCCCUACGAGAAAUACAAGGACAAGUAUGGGAAACCCAACAAGCGGAAAGGCUUUAAUGAGGGACUGUGGGAAAUCCAGAACAACCCUCACGCCAGCUACAGUGCACCUCCGCCAGUGAGCUCCUCCGAUAGCGAAGUUGCCGAUAUUGACCCCGUCGGUGGAGGAAGUGAUGUUCCGGAAGAGGAGGAGCCGGUGGCAGCGGUCGGGGCUGCGGGAGGGGCCGGAGAGAAGGUGGACAGCGAUGACGACUCUGAGAAGGGGAGCGACCACAGCGGCGGGAAGCGGAAAUCAUUGCCCAUGAAAAUGCCAGUGGCAAAGCGGCCCCGGAAGUCUUCGAGCGACCUUGACCAGGCGAGCCCAUCUCCAUCAGAGGAGAAUUCUGAAAGUUCUUCCGAGUCGGAGAAGUACAGUGAUCAAGACUUCACCCCUGAGAAGAAGCCUCCGCCCCGGGCUUCCCGAAGGGCCCCUGCUGGUGGAUGGAAGAAAAAACCCAAAGUGGAAUCACCUUCUGACUCAGAGUCCAAGCCCGAUUCGGAGGAGGAGGAAGAGGAGGAGGAGGAAGAGAACGCCAGGGCCCCGGCGCCAAAAUCGGAUUCUGAGUCUGACUCAGACGAGUCUGUCAAGAAGCCAUCCCGGGGCCGGAAGCCAGUAGUAGAAAAGCCGCCCCCCAAGCCUCGUGGGAGGAAACCCAAGCCAGAGAGGCUUCCAAGCAGCUCCAGCAGUGACAGCGACAGCGAAAGCGAAGUGGACCGCAUCAGCGAGUGGAAACGGCGCGACGAGGAACGCCAGCGGGAGCUGGAAGAGAAGCGGAAACGGGAGCAAGAGGAGGAACUGCGUCGGCUGCGGGAGCAGGAGCGGGAGGAGAAGGAGCGGAAGAAGGAACGAGUGGAGAAGGGAGAGGUUGGGCACUCGGAUAGUGACGGCAGCGCGGACAGCGAGGUCCCAAAGAAGAGCAAGAAGGGGCGGCCUAAGGCCCCGUCGUCCUCCGACUCGGAAGCAGAGAAAGAGGUAAAGAAGCAGCCAAAGAAACCGCCGUCGGAUCUCGCGAGGAAGCCCAAGGAGAAGAGGAUCCAAGUAGAUGAGAAGCCACGGAACAAAACAUUGAGAGCAGAACGAGGCAGGAAAAGGCCCGAUCUGGUUCCCGAGAGACGGCUGGAAAAGAAGAAAGAACCGACAAUUGAGGAGAAACUCCAAAAGCUGCACAGCGAGAUCAAGUUUGCUCUCAAAGUUGAUAAUCCGGACAUCAAGAGGUGCUUGAGCGCACUGGAAGAGCUGGGGAGCCUGCAGGUCACCUCUCAGAUCCUCCAGAAGCACACUGACGUGGUGGCCACACUGAAAAAGAUCCGUCGUUACAAAGCAAACAAGGAUGUGAUGGAGAAAGCGGCAGAGGUGUACACUUGCCUGAAGUCCCGCGUCCUGGGGCCAAAAGUCGGGGGGAACCAGAAAGUCAGCAAAACUGACCCCGAGAAGGACAAGGGAGGAGAAGGCGACAACAAAGACCGAGAGAAGCUGCCUGAAGGAGAAGUGCCGAAUGAAAGAGAAGAUGAAGAGAAGAGUUCUGAUCUCCCAGCCCCUGUAAAUGGGGAGUCAGCAGCCCAGAAAGGAGAAGGCGCAACAGAGAAUAAGGACAGAGAUGAAGAUUGGACUUCUGGGGACCCCAAGAGAGGGGCGUCCCCCGAAGACACCCACAAUGAAGUGCAAGACUAUCCUGAGCUGGACCGACCAGCAGCAGAGCGGGAGAGGUCCCGUGCCGAGUCAGACUCUGCCGAUGAGGAUGACGAGAGCUGAGACCGCCGGGAGGGCCUCGCUCGGAUUGCCAUGACUGCGGCACCUGAGAACUCGGCCUCUUGCCUCGCCUCGUGUUUCAGAAAUGCUUUUUCAAGCCACGCGAUAGAUGACAUUCUAGAUUCUUUCCCGAGUCUCCUCCUCCCCCGUGCUCUUUCCUCCCCCUCAUCCUCUGUUGCCCCUCCCUUAGAGAAUAAUGACCUUCUGGGGCAACUCCACGCCGCUGUUUCGUUUGUAUCUCUCCCACAUUUUCUGGUUUAUUUUCCUGCCCUUCUCCUGAUCCGCACCCCCGUUCCCUUUGCCUUUACUCGUGUGAUUUCAACAGACGUGAAAUGAAUAUAUAAAGGGUUGUUUUUUAAUGAAAAAGCCCAUUUAUCUUUGUUCAACUUCUUUUGAAUUUUUCUUCCGGGCAAAGAAUGGAGUGGGAUGGAAACAGGAUUGUUUUAAAGGAACCAAAGGAAGGGCUGCCCCCGCUCCAGCUGCCCGGGUUUCAUUCUCGGGGCCGGAUUCGGGAUAUUUGGGCAUCCAUAAUCCAUUCCUGUGGAAUUGCUACUUGUUGUCAGAAUUGUUACUAUUUGUCCUUGAUCUGCCUUGGUCUCCAUUGUCAGGCAAGUAAUGUGCUCCAACUGGUUUGAGAUCACCUAUGAUUUGUUUCAGGCACCCAAGACCCCAGAUCCCCACUUUUGUGCGGUCCAUUUGUCAGAUUUCCAAGCCUCUGGCUCUUUCUGCUCCCAUUGUGGGUCUCUUCCCAUCCCCCAUGCACUAGCACCUUUCAACGUAACUCUGGGGAUGUAGCUCCUUUGCACUCUGUUGAAAGCCCAAACUUUUAAGGAGACUUGCUGUGUUUUACCCCAAAGCUGCCCCUCCACUCCUGGCCUGUGCUGGCAAGGGGCGAGAAUGCCAAUAAAGCGUUGAGGUUGGAGUUCUGACAUCAGCUCGGCAACCUGCUGGGGAGAUGCAGUGCUUCCAACAAUAGAAGAAAAAGCAAAGAGUCUUAGUUGCCCUGAGCGUGGUGGUGGCAUCUGGCUUGCCACAGUCCAGGUUACAGGGGCUGUAUUGUGAAUGCUCCUUCCCCAUUUGCAAUGAAUGGAUCUGUCUAGGAAAGCCUGCCCUUCUCGCCGGUAUCUCCUGAGAAGGGAGCACUCUGAGGAUCUUGUGUAGCCUUCUUACAUUGUUCUUUCCGAGGUGGGCCUGGACUCGAGAUGCAGCAGAAUGAGGAGUCAGAGUCCCCGUAGAGAUGUCUAUACAGCUUUAGACAAAAAAGGCUUAGUUUGAGUAAUUGCAUGCAUGAGAACUUCCUUGCAAGUCGAAACUUUGUUCAGCAAGGUGUGGAGGCCAGCCAGGGCUAAUUUUCUACUUGUAGGGCAUAUUUUAAACACUGGUGUCCGAAAUUCAUUGUACCACCCUAGGACUAUGUUGUUGCAGAUCAGGCCUUGUGCGGAUUGGCGGUGGGGGG
Eublepharis macularius is the source of this 3494-nucleotide messenger RNA. It is a transcript of the gene HDGFL2, whose product is annotated as HDGF like 2. Gene Ontology annotation, cellular component: nucleus. The transcript is spliced from 16 exons. Bases 77 to 2041 code for a protein of 654 amino acids. Gene Ontology annotation, molecular function: double-stranded DNA binding; transcription coregulator activity. Gene Ontology annotation, biological process: regulation of transcription by RNA polymerase II. Lineage: Eukaryota; Metazoa; Chordata; Lepidosauria; Squamata; Eublepharidae. The record is from RefSeq and is a predicted model, not a curated record.